GGAAUUUUGAAAAUGCGCAUUGCAACAGCCGGGUGGGUUCCACGCACGCACGCCCUCAUGUUGGUGUUCUCUGCUUUCUCAGCCUUAUUUUAUUCUAUAAAUACUUGGUCGAAUAAUUAUCUUCCGAAAUGUCCACCCUACUGUGCAAUAUGGAGAUUGACCGACAAGGAGACUUGUGCGAAACAUGUCGAAAUAUCGACCUCGACGCACUGCUCAAAGAGGACGGUAUGUACCAAGCACAGCCCGUACUGUACCAGCCUCUAGCCCCCAUCUCAGUCAAAGCGAGCUCUUCUUGUCCUCUAUGUGAAUUCUUUCUGUCCAUGCUCAAAGAUGAGGAGAGAGCGGGCGCAGAUGCGGUAUAUUUGUUCAUGGUGACUCGCUCGCAGCCGGCAACCGAGGAGACGUGGAAGAACCAUGACGAACGAAGAAAACAAAGAUGCUUCUUUGUCCAGACUAGUCCUGACCUUACUGGUCCUGGUCCUGAAUGGCAAGAAUGGGAGACGCCGGAGAGACCACGCUGUGACUUGGAGAGACCACGCGUAAAUUACAGCAAGUUACCGGACAUGCCUGUGUUUAUCGAGCACGAGAGAGUCGACUACGAACCACUGAGAGGCUGGUGCAAAAAGAUCAGGGCACUCGAGACUGCACGGACGGCUAAAUUGCAGGGCUUGAAAGGUGUCGAUGAUGGAGCACUGCCAGUAAAUGUCAUUGACUGUCAUACUCGCGAGAUUGUACCAGUGCAAGCUCCAUGUGAAUAUUUCACGUUGAGUUAUGUUUGGGGUGCAACAACAGUGGCACCAGAGAGCUCAUCAGGCAGUUCACUCCCCAGUCGGCUCCCCACUACAGUUGAGGACGCUAUAACGGUAGUCAAGCAGCUUGGCUACCGUUACCUCUGGGUGGAUAGGUACUGUCUGGACCAGAGCAAUAAGGCCCAGUUUCAAACACAGUUGAACCAAAUGGGUGACAUAUACAGAAACGGCGUGGCGGGCAUCAUCGCAGCAGCAGGCGGGGAUUCUGACUACGGUUUGCCGGGAGUAAGCACUAGAGCCCGGACUAGACAACCUCGUGUCAGGAUCGGAAACUACGUCUUGUGGUCUAACAUGAUGGACCCGCGCACCGUUGUGCGAAGAAGCAAGUGGAUGACGCGAGCCUGGACCUAUCAAGAAGGCAUUUUUACGGCUAAUUGGUUCGCCUUUACCGACGAACAGGUAUUCUUCCAGAAAUCUGACAACUCAACAAUGGCCAAUAGGGAGCGAUUGUGGAAGGUCUCAUGUGAGAUGUUCCCAAACGGCGGUAUGGGGGUUGAAGCAAAUUGCCCGCUCUUGAGAAUGUCCGACAACAAUAUGUGGAGCAGUGAGGGAUAUAUACAUUUGAAACUUGAGGCAUACACUUCUCGCAGUAUAACGUAUCCAUCUGACGCUGUGAACGGCAUGCUAGGCCUCCUAAAGAGAUGCGGAAAUGGGCCAUAUCCUAUGAACCAUUAUUUCGGAGUUCCGAUCCUGGGGCCUCUACUAAAUCAUCGAAUUUCGAUGGCACGAGAUACUACACGAAGUUGGACAUUAACAAAGGCAUUCGUAGUGGGUCUCUGUUGGACAUCUGAGAAUACCGGACUUCGCAGACUGGAGUUCCCAUCUUGGUCGUGGGCUGGGUGGAAAACCAGCUAUGCAAGACCGAGUCAUGGAACACUCUGUGACGGAAUAACACUUGCUGACGAUUUCAAACUAUCAGUACAGACAAAGCAAGGCUUGGUUGACUGGGAAGUAAUGUGCUAUGCAAAAAGCUGGGGCCUCGACGAAGACACCAGCCUGUUGCCUAGAGAACUCUACAUUGAAGCUCCCACUAUUACGGUCACCAUUUGCCAAGAUCCUAGAAGUAUGGCAAGCGAUUGGGCAUCGGCGGCGACUGGCCAUGCUUCGAUUCUUAAAUCUAUGGGCUGGUGCGCAAUGUUUUCUGACGCAGACUGUGACGUGUUGGUCAAGGUGAAUUUAGUAGAUGCUGAAACGGUAUCAAAACUUACAACUCUUGGCUCCAUGACCCUGAAAGGGGUUAUUCUGCGGCGGGAAUUUAUCUUUGCCCUGCUAGUACUCGAAACCAACGAAGCAGCUAUAAGAGUCGGAAGCCUAACGCUAGUGGACUACUUCGUUCGUUGGAAGACCGAUGUCCAGCAUCAUAAUGUACAGGCCAGUGAAUACUGGAAUAACUCAGGGCGAAUUUCACACAUGCAUUGCCCAGAAUGUAAACAGCGAGCAUUUCAGAGUAUUAUACCUAGCGAGACGACGGAAGUGACUAGGGUGCAGUAAAGGGGUUAUAGCAUGCCAGCCUAAUAUAUAUAAUUACAAGCAAUAUUAUUAUCAGUGGCGUGGCGAGAACAUGAAUGAAUAUGGUG
This is a messenger RNA of Pseudogymnoascus verrucosus, 2386 nucleotides long. RefSeq lists its product as uncharacterized. The record is from RefSeq and is a predicted model, not a curated record. The transcript has a single exon. NCBI's taxonomy places the organism in Eukaryota, Fungi, Ascomycota, Leotiomycetes, Thelebolales, Thelebolaceae. Bases 129 to 2300 code for a protein of 723 amino acids.